Molecule: messenger RNA, 4756 nt
Organism: Pan troglodytes (chimpanzee)
Lineage: Eukaryota; Metazoa; Chordata; Mammalia; Primates; Hominidae
Gene: TMC3
Product: transmembrane channel like 3
Exons: 22
Coding region: 124-3426 (1100 amino acids)
Cellular component (GO): plasma membrane
Molecular function (GO): mechanosensitive monoatomic ion channel activity
Source: RefSeq, a predicted model, not a curated record
CCUGAGAACUAGCGGGCAGAGCAAACUCCGCUGCUUCCAUUCAGAAACCUCGGAACAGACCUUUGCCUGCCAACUUCCUAGCUCUCUGGCCAGCUUCUGAUUGUUAGCAGUGGGUUAGCUCCCAUGAAAACCUCGAAGGCAUCCCAGCGCUAUAGAGGCAUCCGGAGAAAUGCCAGCCAGUGCUACCUCUACCAGGAAUCUCUGCUGCUCAGCAACUUGGAUGACAGCUUUAGUGCUGAUGAAACAGGGGACAGCAAUGAUCCGGAACAAAUCUUCCAGAAUAUACAGUUCCAGAAAGAUCUCAUGGCAAACAUUCGCUGCAGACCCUGGACUAUGGGACAGAAGUUGAGGGCAUUGAGACGAGCGAAGGGCAUUGUGCUGAAGUUCGAAGGGAGGCUGACCAGGACCCGAGGCUACCAAGCAGCAGGUGCAGAGCUCUGGCGGAAAUUUGCUCGUCUCGCCUGUAACUUUGUGGUCAUCUUCAUUCCCUGGGAAAUGAGGAUAAAGAAAAUCGAGAGUCAUUUUGGAUCUGGCGUUGCCUCCUAUUUCAUAUUCUUGAGAUGGUUAUUUGGAAUUAAUAUUGUGCUCACCAUUAUGACAGGUGCUUUUAUUGUCAUUCCAGAGCUGAUUGCAGGCCAGCCCUUUGGAAGCACAGCCAGGAAGACCAUCCCCAAGGAGCAGGUUUCGUCUGCCCAAGACCUGGACACCGUCUGGUCUCUGGGGGGCUACCUCCAGUACUCUGUCCUCUUCUACGGAUAUUACGGCAGGGAGAGGAAGAUCGGGAGAGCUGGCUACCGGCUGCCCUUGGCGUAUUUCCUAGUGGGGAUGGCAGUGUUUGCUUACAGCUUCAUCAUUCUUUUAAAAAAGAUGGCUAAGAACUCCCGCACGAGUCUUGCCAGUGCUUCCAACGAAAACUAUACCUUCUGCUGGCGGGUGUUCUGUGCCUGGGAUUACCUCAUUGGAAACCCAGAGGCUGCAGAGAGCAAAACAGCUGCCAUAGUGAACAGCAUCAGGGAAGCUAUAUUGGAAGAACAGGAGAAAAAGAAAAGCAAAAACCUGGCAGUGACCAUCUGCCUGAGGAUUAUUGCCAACAUCCUGGUGCUUCUCUCACUGGCUGGGAGCAUUUAUCUCAUCUACUUUGUGGUGGACCGGUCCCAGAAGCUGGAGCAGUCGAAGAAGGAGCUGACACUUUGGGAAAAGAAUGAGGUCAGUGUGGUGGUCUCCCUCGUCACCAUGAUAGCACCAUCAGCCUUUGAUCUCAUUGCUGCCUUAGAGAUGUACCACCCCAGGACCACGCUGCGCUUCCAGCUUGCAAGGGUCCUUGUGCUGUAUCUGGGAAAUCUCUACAGCCUGAUCAUUGCUCUCCUGGACAAAGUUAACAGCAUGAGCAUUGAGGAAAUGGCUACCAAAAAUAACACAAGUCAUUGGAUAGAUUCCACCACCUUCUUUGCAACCAGGACAGCCCCUGAAGAAGAGAAAUGGUCCACAUCUCAGCCUGGAAUGGGGCUCAGGAGAAACAACACAUGGGCCUUGGAAGAGACCAGCAUUUCAGCUUACACCAUGCCUCUUAUAAAGGCCAACAAGACUAGCCUCCACACUCAGAGUCCACAAGACCAGUGCUGGGAGACAUACGUUGGUCAGGAGAUGCUGAAGCUCUCCAUCAUUGACAUGCUGUUCACUGUGGCGAGCAUUCUGCUCAUAGACUUCUUCCGAGGACUUUUCGUGCGGUACUUAAGUGACUACUGGUGUUGGGAUCUGGAAAGCAAGUUUCCUGAAUAUGGAGAAUUCAAAAUAGCUGAGAAUGUGCUACAUUUAGUCUACAACCAAGGAAUGAUUUGGAUGGGGGCCUUCUUCUCCCCAUGUCUCCCAGCGUUCAACGUUCUCAAACUCAUUGGGCUCAUGUACCUGAGGAGCUGGGCUGUGCUGACCUGCAAUGUGCCCCACCAGCAAGUAUUUCGAGCCUCAAGAUCCAACAACUUCUACUUGGCAAUGCUCCUGUUUAUGCUGUUUCUGUGCAUGCUGCCAACCAUUUUUGCUAUUGUCCGAUACAAGCCAUCUCUAAACUGUGGGCCAUUCAGUGGACAAGAGAAAAUUUAUGACAUUGUGUCAGAAACGAUUGAGAAAGACUUUCCCGUGUGGUUUGGCUCCGUGGUUGGACACAUCAGUAGCCCCGUGGUCAUCCUGCCCGCGGUACUCCUGCUUUUCAUGCUCAUCUAUUAUCUCCAGAGCAUCGCACGGUCUCUAAAGCUCAGCAACCACCAGCUCAAAAUGCAGAUCCAAAACGCAAGAUCAGAGGAUAAGAAAAAGGUUGCCCAGAUGGUAGAAGCCCGAAUCCAGACCCAGGAAGAAAGCACCAAGAAGCUUCCCAACGACAGUGAUCUUACCAGCCAGCUGUCCUCAGCGUACUCGGGCACACCCCAAAACAACGGCAACGUGGCCCAUUUUGACUCAGGGAGCAGCAAGAGUGGCAGAAUAGAGACAGUCGCACAGUCCAUGCCCCAGAGCCCCAGGCCAGGGGACAGGGCUCCUAGCUCACUUCUCCCUGGGGUCUCCAAAUCCAGGCUAGAGCAUGAAACUAACAGGUAUCUGCAUGGUCUGUGUGCAAGCACCAGUGACCUUCACAGGAACAGAUCGCGCACACCUAUGACAUUUACAACACACAUCGAAGAUGUACACUCAGAACCUCUUUUCCGAAAAGACUUUCAGCAAAUCAACCCUCCUCACCGUGGACCACAGGCCUCGACUUUGCUGGCACAGGGUCCCAGGCCCCACGCCCCCAGAUACUAUGUCAUUAAUGAACGUGACUCUUACAAGAAAAAACAUCUAAAUGUCUGGCCAGAAAGACAUUUCAAGAUAGAUGCUUCAGGUGACAUUGUGGAGCUGUACCCCAGGAACGUGCGACAAUAUGCAUCCCGGGUCCCCCGCCAGCCUCCCUCCCCACAGCUGAGUGAAGAAGAGGAGGAGACGCCAAGGAGAGAUUGGAUCAAACGGUCUCUUCCCCCACGCUCCCUGAUAGACCUCCGUCGGGCUCCUCAUUUUUAUAUUGGGGAGAGGUCCGAAAGUCAGACCCUGGAUCCCGAGCACCAGGGGAGGGUGCACUACAAGUCGUGGAAUGAAGAUUUUGAGGGUCACCUUGAGAGGCCAGCCUAUGUGCCCAAAAAGCCACGAUCCCGGAAUUUCCAAUACCCACAGCCCCCUAUGAAGCCCAGAGAGAAGCCCAGGUUCGAGCCAUCCCUCACGGAAUCUGACUCCGUGUCGGCAGCAUCCAGCAGUGACCAGCAGAACAGCAACGCUGACCAGUACCUGCAGGUCACCCACAGCCAGGGCAGGUUCCCGAGGUCCGUGGGCCAGCAAAGCAGGAGGAAGGCCAAGUCGGGGCAGGAGCUGACCGUGGAUCUGGAUGACUUGAUUUGUUCAAAUGUCUAGGCUUCCUCCAGUGUCCCGUUCCUAGAGGUCAGGCCCCUGUUGGAGUGCUGGGCCAGCACAUGGCAUCUCCCUUUCUGGAAAAAGAGGUGAACACGUGUGUUAGAGACCUGAGGGGCAUGGUCAGCGGCUGCUAGCUGAGGCCCUGAGGCUGACAGGGCUACAGAUACCUAUUCUACAGCUACUGUUAGCCAAAUUUAUCCGAGUUAGGUGGCACCAAAGUAUGUCACCAGCAGUGAAUCAUCACGGGUCUGCAGCAAUCUCAAUACCUGCCUCCUCGGAAGAAAGAAUUUGGCAGAGGGGCUCAAGACAGAAGGAGAGACUGAGGCAAGUUUUAGAGCAGGCAUGAAAGUUUACUGAAAAGCUUUAGAGCAGGAAUGAAAGAACGUAAAACAUACUUAGUAGAGGGCCAAGCAGGCGACUUGAGAGAUCGAGUGCACUGUUUGACCUUUGACUUGGGGUUUUACACGUUGGCAUGCUUCCGGGGUCUUGCGUUGCUUCUCCCCACGAUCCUUCCCUUUCUUCCCUUGGGGUGGGCUGUCCGCAUGCGCAGUAGUGGCCUGCUUGCGCUGGGGAGGGGAGGAUGCGCAGUGUGUUUACUGGAGUUGUGCACGCGCUCACUCGAGGUUCUUCCCUUACCAGCGGAAUGCUCCAUUUUGUCUCUUAGUGCGCAUGUUUGAGCCCACUCGCCCAACUCCUGACAUUUUAUGGGGAAGCUGCCCAUCACCAGUUUCAGGUUUUUUCUAUCUAUUGGGAGACUGUCGUUCCCUGGUGCCAGCUGUGACCAAUUAUUAUUUGAGAGAGACAAUUAACAGCCACCUGACCAUCACCUGAUGGUCGCCUGACAUUCCUGGGGGUUGUGUUGAAGAAGGAAUUCAUGAAUUUUACAAGUAUAAUCAAAGACAACCAAAAAUUUUUACUUUUUCCUUCAAAAGCUAAGUGUAGUGUAGCUCCCCCAUAGUCUAAGUUAAAGAAGAACACUAACUGCCUGUUUUUCCUUCUGUGCUCGGCGAGCCUUAUCUGUACUUGCUAGUUUCACAUUCCUUGAGGCUCAGCGAGUUCCUGCUUCACCACCCUAGCGCAGCUGCAAAGUUACAAGGUUGAUGCAGAAACAUGGUUUCCCAGGGAUGUGGAACAUGUAGUACAGAUAAAUGUAAAAGACUGAACAACUGCCUUUGCUCUCGCUUCUGUAAGUACGCUUCCUGCCUCACGUACUCCCGGCCACCGACUGCUUAAAAGGUGGCUGCUUUCUUUGUCCAGGGCUCAGACUUUCCUGGACGCUAGUCCUACUGAGCCAGGUGAUCACCUUUUAAUAAAGACCUUUCCUGAACUC